This is a messenger RNA of Radiomyces spectabilis, 1377 nucleotides long. RefSeq names its product surfeit locus protein 6-domain-containing protein. Gene Ontology annotation, molecular function: RNA binding; DNA binding. The record is from RefSeq and is a predicted model, not a curated record. Gene Ontology annotation, cellular component: nucleolus. Gene Ontology annotation, biological process: ribosomal small subunit biogenesis; ribosomal large subunit biogenesis. The coding region runs from base 40 to 1266 and encodes 408 amino acids. The transcript is spliced from 7 exons. Lineage: Eukaryota; Fungi; Mucoromycota; Mucoromycetes; Mucorales; Radiomycetaceae.
ACAAUAUCCUUUUUUGACUUGUGCUCUUUUUGUCAGAUCAUGGUUCAGAAUCAACUACUGGAUACACUGUCGACUCGCAUGACCGAGCAUGCGCAGUUAUUCGAUGGCUUAUUACAUCUUAUACCCGCGAAAUUCUAUAUUACAGAAAAGAACGAUGCUCUGAAUGAAUCAAAGUUUAUGCACAAUAAGCGAAAAAAGGCACCGAAACAAGCAAUCAAGGAAUCCACCAAGAAAGCGAAGAAAGCCAAACUGGAUCCCGAGAAUGAUCAGUCCAUUACAACGUUGCAGAAAGAAAAGGCCGAGAAACUGGAAAAGGAGAAGGAGGAGCAGGAGGCCGUAGCCGAUACAGAUAACGACGAAUCAGACGAUGAAGUCGACGACAAUGAAAGUGACGGUGCCGAAGACGUCAGUGUAGCCGACGAGAGCGACGCAAAGAUGGAAGGGGCAGAUUUCAGUGGUUUAGGAGAUGCUUCGUCCUCCACCAAACCCAUUCCUAGCGAGCCUGCUGUUGUGAAGCCUAUGAAUAUUAGCGGUAUUGGCGAAUUGCGCAAUCGUCUACAUGAACGUAUCCAGGCGUUACGUAAGAAGCGACAUGCACCUGGAUCAGAUUCGAUGAAAGCACGCAGCAGAGAAGAUAUUAUCGCCGCACGAUUGAAACGAAAACAAGAUAGAAAGAAGGCAUUAAAAGCACAGAAAGAAAAGGGUGGAAAAGCAGCAUCAGAAGAACUCGUCAAAGACAAAUCGGCCAAGUCUCAAGAAAACAAAUCAGCUGCUGAUUCGAUCAAGAUGGACGGUGAUGUUUUCUUCAGCAAGUUGGCGGUGGCCAAUGAAAAGCCCAAGAAGAAGGGUCCCAGCGAUGCUAAAUCACAACUAAAGAAAGCCGAAGCGAUGCAAGAGAAACUCGAGAAACUCAAGUCAGAAGAUAAAACCAAGGCCGAAGAUUUGGCUCAAAAGAGUGAAUGGCAAAAGGCUAUUGCUAUGGCGACUGGUGUUAAAGUGAAGGAUGAUGUCAAACUGUUAAAGAAGACGGUGAAGCGUCAAGAGAAAAUCAAGGUCAAGAGCGCUAAAGAGUGGUCCGACCGUAAACAAAAGGUCAAGGAUGAUGAACAACGCAAGAUCAAGAAGCGUCAAGACAAUAUCCAGGCACGAAUUGAUGCGAAGAAGGCGAAAAAGACGGGCAAGAAGGUCAAAGCACGACCGGGUUUUGAAGGCGGCAAGAAUACCAAGGGCGGUAAAAUCAGUAAACCCAAGCAUAAGAAGAAAUAAUAAAGACGCAUCCUACAUAGCUUUUUCCAUUUUCAUCCAUCCCCAUUUUCAUACUAUUAAAAACACGUUACAUUUUUUGUUGCCAAAUCGAAUGUAUCAAAAAUAUGAUUG